CAUUGACGAAGACUCGUACAUGUCACUGAUUUGAACGGCAGUUUUGUGUAAUUAGUGUUCCUUUCCUUUGUUUUGCAUCCGUUUUUGAUAUGGCAGAUGGAAAUUCAUAUAGUGGAGAUGAAUAUUCUGAGGAGGAUGAAGAGGGAGAAGAAUUGGAUCCUCGUGUUCAGGUGAAAUAUAAACUGAAAGAUUUACGGGGGUAUUGUAAGCUAUUUUAAGUCUAAUCUUCGCUGACUCAGUGACAAGCUUGAUAAAUUUCAGCUUAACUUUUUUUAACCCAGGACGAACUUGAAAAACUCAACGUCGCUGCGGAAUCUGUCAACCAUUUAGAAGCUGAACUUGAUGUGAGUAUGGAAUGUCUGCUUCGUUUGUACCGAUCUUUUUGUCGUCACGCAACGCUCCCAAGCUCAUCUUUGUCAUUUAUAUCUUCUCCAUUAGAUUAGAGAGUUUGGUUAGCGCUAGAAAAGGCCAAAUUAGUUUACAAAAGUGUAGUAUUUUGAAUCCCUGAAUCCUUGCAUGUUACAGUGUUGCUUAGCUCAGACCGAUUAGUGUUGAUUUUCAAUCAACAAUGUAUUUGACUCACCGUAUUAUUCGAAUAAGCGCCCAACCUCGAGUUAGCACCCGCCUCGAGUAAGCGCCCAUCCUAACGGUAGAAAAAGUUAAUAAGUGCCCAGCCUCGAAUAAGCGCCCACCCCCAGGGGCAUGAAGUUGAAAAAACCUCCCCCCCCUCUCACUCAAACUCAAAUAACUUUGUUAUUUCCUAUUUAUUGUGCCCAUGUUAAAAAACGAUUUAAAGCUGUGUGUUAACCAUCAGUUUAUUGCUCCAUCGCUCUAUAAUCAGAUAACCCAGCUGAUCUUUUUCAGUUUUUGGCGUAUCACUGACAGAUCCCCCUAGAGAGGGGCGGAAACGCCCCCCCACCCCCAUCUGUCUGUCUGUGUGUCUCUAACAGCUCUCUUAACAUUCCCUGAGACUCUGAAAUUGGCAUUAAGUGAGUUGUGAGUUUGUGGUUGAACAUAAUCAGACUUAAAAAAACCUCUUAAUGUGAUGAGCACAAAGGAAUGUAUCCUUAUUAUAUUGGCAACAAUAUUAUUAAUUUUUAAACCAAUGAUAAUAUUACUAGCAUCCAAUAUAUGCAAUACUUUUGGUUGAGGAAUAUUGAUAUGGAUUUGAAAAUCUAGUUUUUGGACUUUCCAAUCAAACAAAAUUGAGAAAUAAGUUUUUUGCUUGAAAUCUGUUUGGAAGAAUUUAAAAAGUCAGCUCCUGAGAAUACUCAGAUAAGAACAAUGUACCUAUAGGGACUGUUAGGUCUGGAAAAUCCACGAAAUAUCCUCAGUCCAGAAGUGUACCUAUAGCAGCUGGCUCUUACAUGUAGCUACGUCCCGGUCAACCAGCCUUCUUCUUUCUUUUCUUUGCUUCCUUUCUUUUAAGUAAAUUCUUAAUAUUGAUUUUCUUCUUAUUCAAUGUUUUGUAGGAGGCCAGAGCGGUCUUCCGGCAAACCAUGACAGCUGCCACUUAUCAUUUAAAUACUCAGACAAAAAAGCUUGGCAAUAAGAACAUUGAAAAAGCUCGACCUUUUUAUGAUGCUUUGAGAGAGCUGCGUAAGGUAGGGAGGUCAGAGUUCAUUACAUGAUUGUAUAGGGAAGGUCAGUCUCAAUUGGCCGAAAUAAAAAAUUGAACCCAGAAGGACAAGCAAUUUACAAGGAUAUCUCUUUUUUUCCCUAGAGAGACCUUAACAUUCAGUUAAAAAAAGAAAACAUUAGAGGCUUGUAUCAGAUCAACUACAAUCAAGAAAUGUUGUAUGUUAUUUCCAAAAAGCACCCAGAAAAGCGGGAUAAAAGUUUCCUGUCUUUUCUUUAGCAAAAACAACAAAGAGUGUGUCUGUCUGAAGUCUUGAUUUAAAACAAAAAUAGUUUAAUUGUUGCAGAUAUCCUUCUCAGGAGGGAUUUUAAGCUGAACAUUUCUGUCUUUGGCACAUACAAUGUAUGUAUUGUACAUUGUAAUCUUUCGACUCGGUACUGCAACAUUUAAUAAUAAAUUAUUCCAUUUGCGCACGUUGGAUAUGAGUUGGCUAUAAGUAUCUCAUAUCCAACAAGCACGAAUAAAGUAAAUUUUUUGGUAAUUUUUUUUUAGACUCUUGAAAACAUCUGGUUACUACAACUGAAUUUUGGAAAUUUCAUUUUAAAUGUUACGAAACGACCGGAUAUUAAUGUGACUUGCAGUAAACCAAGGGAAAAUCACAUGACAUGUGUGCCAUGUGCGAAUGAAAAAGUUGAAAGAAAAAUCUGGAAGGGACGGACACUGUGCUGAAAUUAUUCCCGACAAGUACUGUUUUCGCUUUCCUUUGCUGUGACUGUGGAAUUUGACACUGGAUAGGUCUACCUGAUUGCUCUUCAGUUUCGUUUUAGACUUCCUCCACUGAAUCGGAGCUGCACAAAGACCCAGCUUCAUUAAUCAAUUUGUUGUUGUUGUUGUUCAAUUGAAAGCUGCUCAUUGUAGGAUUCACUUGAGGCCCGUUAUGGACCAUUAUAGACUUGCGAAAGUGUUAAGAGAUGUAAAAGCUCUUCAAACAUGCAAAAAAUCUGCUAAUGGUUUUGAAAACUUACUCCUACAAGGACUUGCAAGCCAUUCUGAAAACGUUUAAUGUAAACUUUGUUAAUCAGCUCAACAUUAUGGAAGAAUUAAGCUUAUAAUUUCUUUAAAUUUGUAAGGAAACUUCGAAGUACCAUGAAGUAAUUUCAAACCAAAGUCUGUGGCUUUUUUGUUGCUGCCGGUAUGGCAUUUUCUUGUUUUUUCUGUUGUUUUAUCCGUAGAAAGCUUGUGAAAUCUACUUUUUUUUACCGCUUUGUCCGAGAGAAAUUUUGUUGUUUUUCAUAUAAGGUCAAACUAAAGUAUUAUGAGCUGAUAACUGAGAUUGAGUGACCGAUCAGAAUGCUAGAAAUGCAUUAUCCGAGGUUGAAAAUUUAAUAAUUCGUAUUAAUACACUGUGUACAUGUCCCUUGUCAUUGGCAGGCUCAUUAUAAGUUACAACAGGCAACCCUUCAGUAUGAAAAAGCAAAUAGUAGACACAUAUAUGCUAGGCAACGAGUACAAGAAGCAGAAAAUAGAGUGUUUUCAAGCGGGGAGAAGAGAGCAUUUGAUACAGCACUUCAGGAAAUGCUUAAUCAGGCAACAAUCGAGGUAAGUUCUAAGAAUUUUGAUUUUUAACUAUGCAGUGAAAUAUCAUGAGAAUAAUAAUUUUAUAUUUUUGUAAUUUUUUCGAGUUGUUUACGUAAGUCAACAUCAAAAUGGAAGGGGUACAUUGUACCUGGAAAAAUCCCUUAAAAGUUUUCUGAUAAACUGCUAACAUCUCCUUCCUGUUUGACUUGGUAUGCUUGUAAUGUAAAGGGAGAAUUUGGUAUCAUUAGAGUGGAGGGGGGGGGGAGGGGGCCUGCAUGUAAUCCACUUACCCCUUGAGUUAGCGAAGACACUUUUUCCUGAAUGAUGUGACCAUCUUGUCACAUUUUCUAAAAGGUUAAGGAUAUGUAAAUAUGAUAAUGAGCAAGGUUUUUCUUGUUCUUCUGCAAUAUUGAACUGCUGGUCAGAUGGGCUUGGGUUGCUUGGUGUGCUGAACUCCAUGCCCCGGUUGUUCUAAAGUUGGGUAGCACUAUCCACUGGAUAAAAUACAAUCCAGCAGAAUGGGGAAACCAAUUAUUACACUAUCUGAUUAAUAGAGAUUUAUCCUGUGGAUAGCGCUAUCUACCUUUGUGAAUGACAACUAGGGCCAGAUCGAGAGGUCUGAGUUUUUGCCCUUACUCGGGUCAUAAUGACUUGUUCUUGAGCAAGAAAAUAUACUCUCAGUCAGUGGCUCUCUCCACCCAGUCCCUCAUUGUUCAAAAGGACUGGGUAGUGCUUUCCACCAGAUAAAAAUCUAUCCACUGGAUAAUGCUCAGCCUGACAUUUUGUGACGCCACCACUGGUUUCCCUGCAAAAUGAUGUCUGAGAAAUGAGCCUAGAAAUUCCAUAUGGAUGGUCUGUCGUUACCCAGAUCAGGGCAGUGCCUCUCAUCAGUUGAAGCAAACGACCAAUCAGAAGCACUACUCAGAUCUGGGAAGUGAUACUUCAUCAGUAUGGAAUUUCUGUGGUCCAUUCUCAGACGUCAUUUUGUAGGGAAACCAGUGGUGGCAUCUUGAACUGUCAGCUGUUUUCUCAGGCCAGAUAAUGAGGGUCUCCAUUAGGUUUUUUGGGAUGCGGGAGUUUCAUAAUUUGAAUCUGGGGAUUUAAUUAAUUUGAAAUUUGGAGAGAUUUUUACUAGUACAUAAGUUUAACAAAAGUGCCAAUUCAUUAUAGGAUGACCUAGUUAAAGGGCUUUAGAAGGUACAUGCUUAAACAGAAAGUGACUUAUUGGGAUCGUGAAAAUUAUACUUUCCCAGAAGCGAGGUAGAUGAGGUCUAUAAUUGGCCACAGAAUAGACUAUGAUAGUGUAGGGGUACUGAGAGACCAGCGGAAUCAUACCCCGCAAAAAUUAAGACAAGUACUCCUCCCCCGCCCUCGGAUAAAAUCCAGGAAAAGAUGCACCCUUCUCUGCACCAACAGUGGUCAUAUUAAUAAGGUUAGAAUUUCAAUGUGCACUGUAGGUUAACGAGGCAGAAAAUCAGAAAAAGGAGAGUUGGUUAACUCAUCAGAAAAUGUACAAGUCCUACCAAGAAACUGAGAAAAAGGCAAAGGAGAUGCAAAGCAAACUGAAGAAGUUUGUGGAGAAAGCUAAGUGAGUUUUUAGCAUUUACCUGUAACCUUGGGCAACACACCUACCUUACUACGCUGACCAAAUUACUGGAGGCCACCUAAUUGAAGGAACAGUCUUCAGACGAUUGUUGCUCCUACAAAUGUUGCAACCGUUCAUCAGUGGAAUGUCUAACAUUUAUGCAAUUCCAUUAAAUUUAACACGUCAGCGGUUAAAAUUGCCUCGCGUGUAGUACAAGUAUUGAGUUUGAAUUGGUGCAGGCAAAUAAGCUUCGCCACUUCGCUAAGAAGAUUACUGAUUUGUUCUACAUGUAUGUUUUUAAAGCAAUCAGCUGUCAUAAAUUGAGACUUGCAUGCCAACAUUUUGUAUUCACAAGGGUUAUACAGUGUAAAACAUUACUAAUAUUUUGUUAUGAUCUGCAUUGUGCUUUGUAGACCAUACUUUGUUGAGAAGGUUGGAUUUGAUCGCCACCUUUGGGUAAGUUUGACCAUUAUCAGAUUACGUUUGGCAUAUCUAUCUCGAAUACAAUACAUGUAGGACCUUGUGUAGUUUCAUAAGUUUUAUUUCGUUCGAUUGUUUGUUUUUUUAUUAACAAGUGACUUUGCGGAAUUUCUUUUGGGAAUGAAUUUGCAAACUCACAAAUUUUCUCUUUUUUCGCAUUUUGCACACCCUACAGCAAUUAAAGCUGAGAGUGGAUUCAAUCCAGAGAGGUCUAAGUGAAGCAAAACUUAUCUACUCUAACUGCUUGAGGUCGCUUGAAACAAUCAGUGACGACAUUCACCAGAAAAGAAAGGACAAGAAAAUGUCGGCUAUGAUUGCUAAUCUACAGGAAAGAGAAGCUGGUGUUGGGGCAGAUUCUGAGGAUGAGAUGUCUCUUGAUCAAAGCCAGCUUGAUCUUGAUCUGGACUGUAACGCAAGCCUUAGUGAGGUUCAAGGUAUUUUGCCAGGGGACCUUCCUGAAGUACCUCAUAUUUUGGGAGACGGGGGCACGGAAGUGCCGUCCGGAACGGAGACGUCGUCAGGUACAAGUUCAUGAAUGUAACUAAUCCACUAAUUUUUAUGUUGUGCACAGUGUUAGUUGUUAUCACUUUCAGUAUAUGUAUGUAGUGUGAAAACAGUGUUAGUUGUUAUUCCUUUUACAAUUUGGAUAUAGUGUGAAAAAUCAGAAUGCAAGAAAAAUCUUCUGUUUAUACUUGCCUCUCACGCUGACGUUCUUAGGGCUUCGUCACGCCUUCCUUGCAAAAGAACGUUCAAAGGGGAAGGAACGCCUCACGAAGCCCUAGGAACGUCUGCGUGGGAGACUCUCUGUUCACAAAAUUAUGCACAUACUGGCACGAUGCACGAAAGUGUGAAACAGCAAUGAAACACUAUAGCUGCUGUAUGUUGGAAUGGUUGUAGUCGGCUACUGUCCUUCGCAGCCUUUCUUUGUGUCAUCACACAACGGUAGGAGAGUUGCGUGACGACAAAAAUGACGACGACAUUACGUGACGGUACGGCUACAUAGAAGACUAAUAGUCUACAGGAUUUCUGACUUUUUGACAAACUAUUUUAGUCUACAACUGGGGAAAUAUUGAUUUAAUGUGUUAAUGCAUAAUAGGCUUUAUGCUUGUUAGAACGUCUUGCUGUCACAAUUGUUUUGCGAGAUACAUGUAUGCAGUUCAUUUCAGUUAGUUUACCAAAAAAGGGCGUUCAUGUACAUUUUUGUUUGUAUAAGUUGUGUUGAUGAUGGUGUUUCAUUUGAGUUUAUAACAUAGCUAGAAAAUUCGCCUAAUCAAAUUCAAUAGCGCGAGCGUGCUUCACAUUCCUAUUGAGCACGCUGAUGACGUCAAUAAACUAUUCGUAAUUCCUCGAGUUGUUGAUGUGAGCUUAGCAAUCCUGAGUCUCCUGAGUGCAUCCAUAACUCAGCAGUACACGGUGAAGCGUUUACCAUGUGUUUUAUAAGGAAAUUGAAGAGGAAACGUUUGAAUUUGCUAACCGAUAGUAAGGAAAAGAGGUGAGUGUUGUUGUUGUAGUCAUCUCCGCGAGCUGUGCGGGCUAUGGCAUGAGCUCAUUCUUUGCAAAGUUGUUUUCUCUCAAUAACAAAUUUUCGGUCAAUUAAUAGUUUUCCGGAACCUAAAUAUGCAUUUUACAAUCAUUUUAGAGAAGACUUUCUCUCAGUUUCAGGAUAAAAACAUAAGCUUAACUGUGAGGGAAAAAACAUAGUCACGUAAACAUUGACGCGUACUGCUUUGAGCGCGCCCUACAAUAAUAAAAUUUUAAAUUAACUGCCGCAUGUAUCGCUUUGAUAAUGUUUUACAACAAUUAGUUCAUGCUUCAGCUGUGUGUUUGUCGAGAUAUUGAGCACUUGGGAAGUUUGGAGAGCACUCAAGAGGCUAGAGUUGCACUCGGCUGCGCCUCAUGCAACUCUUACGUCUCUUUCGUGCUCUCCAAACUUCCCGCAUGCUCAAUAUCUCGACAUACGCACGCUGACGCAUGAACUAAUUGUUAAAUAGUGUAUAAAUUCCUGUUUGUCUGAUUGCAUUUUCAGUGUGCGGUGAUGAUGUUGCUGUACGGCUGAAGAAUAUGAGCGUGGAUUCUGGAUCCAUAAAUAUAGUAGACAGACAGAUCUCGGGGGCUGAAAGCUCUGAUUCGGACUUUGCUUCAGGGUCUUUCAAGCGCGAGGUUUAUGGCUGUGAAGAGGAUGAGAAUGCUGCAGGAGAGUGCAGUGGUGAAGGAAUGAAGAGAAAAGAAACAGAGCAAAAUGAAGUAGUGACGAAUGAUGGUGUGCCUUUAGGGAAGUCUGAGCCUAAAUCUGUGGCUAAAGAAGUGACGAAUGAUGGUGUGUCUUUAGGGAAGUCUGAGCCUAAAUCAGUGGAUAAAGCGAGUGUAAAUUCUUAUGAUGAUUCUUUGUAUUUAAGUGAGCUUGAGGCCGCUGGCUCCACCAAACAGCUUCACAAAAUCAAAAUGGAUGAUGCUGGUGAUACAUCUGUGGACCAAAUUGAUGUUGUUGUAAAAACACGUGAAGAUGUUGAGCAGCAUUGUGUUAAUUCCUUGGAAGAUUCUACAUGUAUAUCGCAAAGUGCAUCAGAGACCAGAGAUAAUUCUCUUGAACAACUUGAAAUUGCUGUGGAAGAGUUUACUAAUGCAGUAACUGUUCAGAAAAGCGAUGCAGUUGAUGAUUUUGAUGGGAAACUUGGAUCUUUUGCAGGCACAGAAAGCACUCAAAAGUUAACCGGCAGUGACAAUAAUGCAACUGAUGAUGACGUCAUUUCUCCUCAGAGUGGUCCUAGAGAUGUUACCGAGUCCACUGAAACUGAAGCUUUAGAGAAUGAGGAGUGGAUUUGAUGAAAGAGUGAAAGUGAGCGACGAACGCAUUGUUUAAGUUCUGUGACGUCCUAACCUGCGAAUACAGCUGUCUCUCCUCUCUCCUCGCCGCUAGGACGUUUCGCGGGAGAGAUGUCUGCGAUUCGACUACUGACGACUUAGAUUUUUCCAGAAUCUGAUAAAUGAGUACUGAGCUGAUUGGUCGACUUUGUAAUUUUAUUCUUUUAGCUACGUGUAUACCUAUUGCUUACGAAUGACAGACAAAAGACAAAAAGUCACAAAGAUCGAUUGAUCAAACGCCUUGGGUCUACUAAAAAAGUCAUUAUUCGUGUAAGUUUUUUCUUCUUUACAAGAGGUAUAUGAGUUUUGCUGCUGCUCUUCUUAGACCAACUAAAAUAGAGCAGGUGAAACAUAAGCUCUAACAAAUUUACAUCUGAAACCCAUGGCCAUCAAUUUUAUGAUUAUAUAAACAUUGAUUCACGUCAUCAGUAUGGAUUUUUGGCCGCCUAGUUGUCAGGCACCUCUCCCGCGUAACGUCUGUAGCAGCGAGGAGGGAGGAGAAACGGCUGUAUUCGCAGGCUAAUCACGUCAAUGUAGAGUCACGUGUGACUCUAAAUUACAGCUGUACUCCAAAGAACCCUGUUUGAACAGUGUCUAUGAUAAGAAGUAGACGUUUCGUAAUAUAUAGUGGGAGACCGCAUUUGUAAUUUGAUCUAUUACAUAAAACCAUAACACACGUUAUGCGAAAAAUUGCUGGUUUUUUAAACAACGUUUUUUUUCGCAGUAAUUGUUUUGACUUGAAUAGUGCAACUACUAUUAGGCAUCAUAGGACAAUAGGACCCUCGAUUAUUGAUAUCUCGGUUUUUAAAAAUGUAUUUGAUAUCUUGUUCUGUCAUCUUGAAUGUGAUUUGUGAUGUUAUUAGUAGACGAAACGAGAAAACAUCGUUGGAAAUGAAAAGCUAGAUGAUUAUUUUUAGGGGAAUCCGUCAUUUGGUAGUUAUCUUUUAAUUUUAAAAUGUGCAAUAUUAUAAAUUUCAUUGGUUGUCAGUUGGAAAAAAAGUUCUUAGCCGUCAAAUUUAUCCCCAAAGCCAGGAUUCCUUUUGAAGUAAUCGUAGUUUUAUCGUCAAGCCUUUCUUAUCCUGCUGACGAUGCCCGAAAUAAAAGCUAGA
This is a messenger RNA of Porites lobata, 9193 nucleotides long. NCBI's taxonomy places the organism in Eukaryota, Metazoa, Cnidaria, Anthozoa, Scleractinia, Poritidae. The record is from the annotation of a GenBank genome assembly.